AUCAGAGAGCCGUUUGAUAUUUAAUUUGAAUCGUCGCCAUUCCUCUGAACAGAUCUCUAAUGUCGAAGGAGAAGUUAAUCAUUGAUCUCUGUAGCUCGGACGAGGAAGAAGAAGAUGUUUUCGGUGAUGAGAAUACCUAUGACGAAACGGAAGAAGAAGGAGACGAAGAUACGAAUUCAAGUGAGGAUGAUAGCGAUUGGAGCCACGAUGAUGAUGAUGCUACAGACUCAGAUGUUGAAGCUGACGAGACCGGGGAAAAAGGCGAUAACGAUGAUGGUGGUGAUGAUGACAAAGUCACACGGCUCCUCACAGCCGGAAGCGAUUUGAAAUCUGUAAAUGUGAAAGAGUGCAAAGCAUAUCUGAGAAAGCAUGGUCUAAGAUUAUCUGGCACCAAACCAGUUUGUAUUGAGAGAAUUCUUGAGCACUGGAGGAUUAAAGAUGGAAGCGGAGAAGCAGUGUAUCCAAGAUCAUCCUUUGCUAUCAAUUGUAAAGGUGAUGUCUGCAAAGGAGACGUUGUUUUGUUUACACAGAAGGUUCACCACAAGUAUGAAAAGAUGAAAAGGAGUGGAAAUAUUAUGGGGAGAAGAACUGUUGCUGGCCAGGUUGUUAAAGAAAGCUAUGGUACUGCUAAACAACAACACACUUUCACUAUUCAAGUGCUCUGGUGUGAGGGGACACAGAAAUUGCCACCUUUGUAUCCAUUACUAGUCAAAGGACGAAAUCUUUAUAGGUUAAUGACCUUGAGGCAGCGAUGGCCGAAUGAAAAAGACAGAGUCAAAAUUCUUAACGAAAAGCAUAACCGUGGUGCCGCAGCAAGAAAGGUUAUGAGAGAAAGGAAAAUUAAGUCAGGCUAUGUACUAAAAGAUGGAAGACUUCAAAAGCCUGGUCAUGUGAAGAAGCCUUGUCAAGGACAAGCAUCAUUCAACCCACAUGCCAAUACACACGCUGUGCCGGUUACUCAUCAGAGGAGACCAUACCAGAACCACCAUGUCGGAUCGAACAGUGGCUACAACCUCGGAGUGAGGGACUUGGAUCACUUCUCGCAUAUGAUGAUAAGCCACAGAACAGAAGGAGACACAUACAGGCAGAGUGAGGUCUCUCAAGGACCAUACAUGAACCAUCAGACCUACCAUUCCAACUUCAGUAGUGGCUACAACCAUGGGGCAAGGGACUUGUACAUGGUAAACCACGGAAGAGAAGGAGACAAUCACAGACCAAAUUAUCGAUAACACAAAGUACAUUGUUCUCAGGCCAUAGGAAAGCGUCCUGAUCAUCGGUUCUCAAUCCUUGUCUGUGAUUCGUAAAAAAGCUUUCUAGGCUCAUGAUUCUCUUGAUCAUCCGAUUCUAUUUUGUACAUGAGUGUGAUUCUUGCCUUCACUCAUCUUGGGGGUCAUCAAAGGUUAUUUACCUUGUAAUCAGGAUGGUGUUCUUGGCUUAAUUAUUACUCUAUUGGCUUUAUUCUUUAUUUCUUUAUUACUCAACCCUCACAAGAAUAUUACCAAAUGUUGCAAUAAUUAAUAUUAAGAUAC
This is a messenger RNA of Arabidopsis arenosa, 1529 nucleotides long. Lineage: Eukaryota; Viridiplantae; Streptophyta; Magnoliopsida; Brassicales; Brassicaceae. The record is from the annotation of a GenBank genome assembly.